This is a messenger RNA of Anastrepha ludens (Mexican fruit fly), 1214 nucleotides long. RefSeq names its product 39S ribosomal protein L39, mitochondrial (gene mRpL39). Bases 126 to 1136 code for a protein of 336 amino acids. Gene Ontology annotation, biological process: threonyl-tRNA aminoacylation. The record is from RefSeq and is a predicted model, not a curated record. Lineage: Eukaryota; Metazoa; Arthropoda; Insecta; Diptera; Tephritidae. Gene Ontology annotation, molecular function: threonine-tRNA ligase activity; nucleotide binding. Gene Ontology annotation, cellular component: mitochondrion. The transcript is spliced from 5 exons.
GAAGCACGUUGACAUCAGCUGUUGAAUAAACGAACUGAUUUGAUAACAAUUUUGCUACCGCCCGAGAAAAUUUUAAUACUUUUAUUUUGAAAAGCUAAGAGAAAAUCCUGUAAGAAGCGUGUGAAAUGGUGUGCAACAAACAGCUCUUCCAAACAGUAUUAAAUACAUGUAAUCGAUUUCAUGGAUUGACAAGCCUGCGUUAUAGUUCCAGCGCCAACUCCACCAUCAGUCCUGCGCUAGUGAAACGCAAUGAACUCUUCACUCAAGAACAACGCCGACAAAAAGAAGCGAUUGGAAGAGUGGAAAAAAUUGAAGUGCGUUAUCUUGGACUGCCUCAGGAUGUAACUCUAGCUAUGAAUUCUUAUUUAUCGACUCCAUAUAAUUGCGCACAGCAUUUAAGUGAAGGUCAUUGCAAACGUUCCGCCUUAGCGCUCGUCGAUGGGAACGUGCCAUGGGAUAUGCAUCGGCCGCUGACUGAAACCUGCACGCUGCAGUUGUUAAAUUUUACCGUUGCGGAUCCUCAUUUGGUAAAUAAAGCGUUCUGGCGCACAUGCAGUUUCAUGUUGGGUGCCGCGCUGCAAAAUUGUUUUACUGAUGAAGCCCAAUUGGAAUUACACAGCUUCCCUACCCCAAACAUCAAAUCUGGCAGUUUUGUUUACGAUAUAGUGCUACGUGCACAAGCCUGGCAGCCGAGUAAAGCAGAAUUACGUGCCCUAUCCGCUGAAAUGGUAAAAUUAGCUGCAAGGGAUCUGAAACUUGAACGUCUCGAUGUAAAUAGUGAACUUGCAUUGGAAAUGUUUGCCGAUUCACGUUGCAAGCGUGAGCAAUUGCCCAGCAUUGCCCAACAGAAUCAGGGACGUGUUACACUCUAUCGCAUGGGCACACAUAUAGAUAUAUCGCGUGGUCCUAUGGUUGCCUCUUCACGUUUCGUUGGCAAAUGUACAGUCGCCGCAGCGCAUAAGAUCGCCAAUGAGGGCGAUAAUAAUGCAUUGUAUCGUAUACAGGGUGUUGGUUUGCCAGCUGGUUUUACGUUACAUCAUAUAGCGUACGGCACAUUGGAGGAACGUGCAAGAAAAAUGAAUCCUGCACGCUUGCCCAAUGAGCCUUUCGAAGAAUCGCUUCAGCACAUAGCUUAAACGGAAAGAAUAUUUGUUUAACCGAAAACCAUUUCUGUUUGUUUUAUAUUUUAAAUGAAAAUAAAUAAAUGUAAACUA